GAAAACAUCCAAACGAACUAACGAAUUACGAAACAACUAAUUUACAACCACCACAAAAGACCAUACCAUCGUACCACCAGCUGCCCGCAGACCUCUCCGAAGAGAGCAUACGCAAAGAAGCCGCUUUGGUACUCGCACAAGCUGAACGUCAUAAGAGYAAAGCCGAGAACGGCGAUAAUAUACCCACAUUUAAGGUACGUACGAAACGUAGCGGUGAUCCGAACCCAAAGAAGUUCCACUCAUUACCCACACGCAAAAAGAAAUCGCCCGCUAAGCCAGUGUCGCGCAGCGUAAGUGACGCAGCUGCCAAAAAGAACRCGAAACGGCCAUCAAUAUUCAAUAUCUUCAGUCGACGUAGCGACACGAAUGUCAAUCAAGUUGAUCGUGAUCCACGUUUCGAAGAUAGCGGCGGUCGACGUUUAGUGCGUAGUAAAAGUGAUGUUGGCUCUUACAAUAAGGAAGAGCGUAAAUACAAAAAAACUUUAAAGGAACCCAAAUCUAACGCUGCUGCACAGGGUGGACUGCAAACAUUAAACAGUUCCAGUAAACAACAACUURUCAACACACCACUGAGUCCCAUAAUUGAGAACGCGCAGAAGGAGGACUUUUUUGCAGAGCAAUUCAAUAGAGAGCGUCGCAAAUCGGAGGCUAUAACUGAGCGAGAAAAGCAUGAGAGUGGACUGAGUGAACUGCUCGAACGCAGUCGCAUACAAGCCGAAGACGACGGUAAUAUUUUAGGCAAAGGCCAUAUAUCACACGCGAUACGCGAUAAAAUACUAAGCUUACAAUCCAAAUCACAAGACAAUAUGCAUAGUUCACAGUUGCCGGCACAAAAGUUGCCGCUCACCAAAGGUGUCACCGUAAAUGGCUUAGCGAAACGUUUGUCUAUGGAACGCUUCUCACCACCGCCRCCGCUCUCCGGUCCAGCCUUCUCAUAUAUACGCCCCAAUGAAGGUAUUAUGUAUGCGCAGUUGGAUCAUAACGAAGAUGAAAAUCGAUAUCGUCGCGAGUACAUACACUCGCCCAACAGGGAAUUGCGUACACCCUUACGUGAAUAUCGUUCACCAGCACGUGAUAUACGUGAUAURCGCUCACCGGAACGUGAACUACAAACACCCACAAAGACGCUGGGCCGCCAGUCAGUCGACCGCACUGACUUYACUACUAGUCAAAACAAUCUUAAGAAUACCUACAACUACAAUACGCAUAACGGYCGUGUCGGAAACGGUAAUGGCAGUCGUAUUAUUAUUGAACAAUCGACGACACGUGGUUCGCCAGGCACAUAUGGAUCACCUAACGGCCAAGUAGGUCCCACUACUAUACGCAUCACAAACUCACACUCGCCAUCACCAUGGCAACAGCUCAGUCCACGUAAUUUGAGCGAUGAGGACGAAGGUUUGGGCAUUGAAACACGAAAAUACUACGAAGACGAGUCUACCGCGUUGACACAAUCGCGCAGCAGCAAAUCGCCUGCUGAGCCACCAAUUAUACCGGUCAUACGUAGUAUUACGCCAACGAUCGAAAAUGGCUACGAUACGCGUGGCUAUCAAUCGCCGACACGUGAUGAACCUAUGMAUGAUAUUGGAUAUCGGCGUGCACGUCUUGAGUCGCGCAUACUAACGCGACGUUUCGGUGAGCCGACGACAUUGGAACGUAAUGGCUACCAACGUGAUGUGGAAGCGUCACCGGAACGCUUCGAACGCAAUGGUUAUCMACGUGAUACAGGCGCAUCACCAGAACGUAAUAGAGAAGUACGCGAGCAGUCCGCAUAUCAGCGCUACCUCAGUCCCGAACGCGAGAGAGAGUCAUAUGAACCACGCUUCCAUAAAAUGGAAACUUCGGAAAUAUUAAAUAAAUAUUCGCCAGAACGCUCACAUCUGGAUAUCAUUGCACCAACAACGGUGCCGGUUACAACACCAUUGAUGGAGAAAACGUCGCGUUAUAAGCACACAAAAUACUAUGACGACGGACGUGGCGGUGUAAAAGAAGUUUAUGAACGAGAAACACACUUGGAUGCCGAUGGAAAACCACAUGUACGCGAGACACGUCACCGUGAACGCAUGGACGGCUCUAUGGAACGUCAGCAACUGCAGGACUAUGAGCCGAAGAGCUYGGACUCACAACUAACAAGUACAGAUCAAUAUCGCUCCUCACCCGAAAACAUGAAACGUUAUGAAAUGAGCACGGCAAACACACAAGAUUGGCAUGGCAGUAGUUUGAAGCGUGACAAGCUACAACAGCGCAGCUUCGACAAAGGAGACUCCGGUAUUGAGAAUGACUUCCGCAAGGAAUCCUUCAAUGGCGAGCUCACAUCCAGAUGGCGCAAACGCACCAUUGCCGACGACAUAAAAGCCUGUGAAGCUUUUCUGCGUAAAGAGCGUCGGCACAUCGAGCAGCUGCAUGUCGCACGGCGUCGAGAUAGUUAUGUCUAUCGUGAACGAUCCAUCGAUGAUGGCUCACAUUACGAUCCACACUUAGACAAAUAUCCCGCUGCUACGAGUACGCUGCGACGUAAGGAUCAGCAGUCACAGACGGCCGGCACGGAAACGCUGAAACGCAACAAAAAGCUCGGCGGUUUCGAAAAGGUGAAGCAACUCUUCACCGGUGGCAGUGGCGGCGGUGGCGGUAGYGGCAGCGGCAGUGAAGGUGGCAAGUCGGGCAAGAAGGAUGGCGAGCGGCAAGCGCGCGGCAACAGUAGUACCGCCACCAGCAGCAGCGUGCAGACCACAAGAACGGGCACAGCCAAAGACAAAGACAGCAGUGGUGGCGAAAAGGAGCGCCCACGUUACAUGGUCAAGGAGGAGGAGAUGCGUUCGCGUUACAGUGAGCAUCGCGGAAGUGCCGGUUCGGCAGCGUUAGCAGCAAUGCUGCACGACGACGCGUUGCGCGAACCAAAGGCCACGGAUAUCUCGAUGCGUCGCCGUCUGUCUACACCCAAAGCUAGUCCAUUGCUGCUCAAGCGUACCUCAUCCGACAAGCCGAAAAAGGAGUCACCACUCGCAAAGCCRGAGAAAGUCAGCUGGUUCAAGUCAUUGGACAGGCGCUCGAAGAGCAAAUCAAAAGAAAAGCUUGACGUUUCGGUUAACGGACAGAGCGAGUCCUCAACAAUGAAACGUACGAAAAAUUCGGCGCGAACUAACACAGCGCCACCACCCAUACCACCCAAAAACUUGCGUUUCUUUGGAGAUACGGACAUAGACUCGAAUCCGCCGACUAUAACCAAAGCUAAUACUACACUCAAAGCACGCUCACACGUACCAAUAAGAAAUCGGAGACGCCCACUACGCGCACAUUACGUCGACACGAUCAUCUCAAGGACGAUCAAUCUUCGUUGCGGCACUCCUCCACCACGAGCGCCUCGAAGUCAGCAUUAUCGUCAAAUUUACGCAGCGGCGAUGGACGACGAAAGCUCAAGUAAAAGACAACGUGCAGCRUAAUUGAGGAGCGACUUGCAUGUCGCUUGCGGAAGUUCGGUAGUDCGAGAGCGAAGGACGUAUAUUAACCAAACUAGAAUUAUUUAACUGCAGGAAAUAUUUUAGCUUUGAGUUGAAAUGUUGCGAAACGUUCAAUUGAAAUAAUCAACACACACACACACACACACACAAACGCAUGCAUACGAAAAGUAUUUUUCGUGCAUUGCAAGAGCGCGAAAAGCUUUCGGUUGUGUGUCGCAAUUGGUGCUCUUCGUUUAACAAAAGCGCGCAUGUCGCAGCGCUUAAGCCAGCACAUACACACACGCGCAUAAUUCUAAUAUUUUUAGUUGCUUUAAGUGCCUUCUUCUAAAACCCCUCCUAAUCAUUAUGCAUAACAACGAAAGCUUAUCACUUAGCUUUUAAGCACAAAUAUGUAAAUGAGUGCGCACACAAGUUAAUUCUAUGCAAUAAAUAUAGUGGCCAAUAUACAUACAUACAUACAUACAUACGUACAGCGUUGCAUGUUAUAACGGUAGUUAUGUAAAUAAAUGUUACCGUUACAUUGUCGAGUGUGUUAAUUAGCAUGUCACUAACGCUACUCUCUAACCCUCUACUCUCCCUGUAUCGAGUAUGUAUGUAAGUAUGUGUUGUGUUUGCUGCAAUUGUCAAGCUAAUUUAAUUAAUGAUUUGUUUAGAAUUUAAGUGCCAGUUAAUAUUAAAGCAAAUAAUAUAUAACUACAAUACUAAUAAAUCAUACUUAAUGCGUAUCUAAUACAUUUAAUUUACAUACCAUUUUUAGAAUGGACUCUUGUAAACUGUAUAAUUCUUGCGAAAUAAAGGAAGUGAGAUGGGAGUGUAAUAAAA
Molecule: messenger RNA, 4277 nt
Organism: Bactrocera latifrons
Lineage: Eukaryota; Metazoa; Arthropoda; Insecta; Diptera; Tephritidae
Gene: blo
Source: RefSeq, a predicted model, not a curated record